GGUGGUUCUAUGGAGGGACAGAGGGGGGACAGAGGGGAAAAAUAGAAGGGAAAAAAGAGCAAUGUAGAAACCUUGAAUAUUGGUCUACUUUUACAAACUGCUGGUGACCACGCAGAAGCGUGCUUCUUACUGGCCUUGGACAGCAGAAAUGCCCAGAGAGGUGGUGGAGUCACCGAGCCUGGUGGUGUUCAAAGAGCAUUUGGAUGUUGUGUUGAGGGACAUGGUUUAGCGAGAACCAUUGGUGAAGGGUGGAUGGUUGGACUGGAUGAUCCUGUGGGUCUUUUCCAACCUUAGUGAUUCUAUGAUUCUAAAUGGAAGGAAAAGCUCAGCUGCGGGAGACAUCUCCCCUUCCUGGUCCCCACAGGUAACUGAGCUGGCCGUGUGAGCUGGCAGCUGCUGUUCAGAGCUGCGGGUGGGGACGUGAGGACGUGGUUUGCACUGCCUGUGUCAGAGGCAGAGUCCUGAUUCAGGUGCAGCUCAGAACUGCAGCGUUUGCUGUGCUAUAGAAAAUAUGCGUCUUCACUGUCAGUGCUUAUCCUUUCCAAGCUCCAGUGAAACCGUCCCUCUGGGAUAGCUGAUGAAUAAUUGGGAAUAUGGUGUUGCAGAAGAGGGGUGAUGCAGGCUGCAGAGCUGUGAUACCAUUGUCUGAUCACUUGUGAUGAAGUAUGGUACUUUUUGCAUGUACAUAUGGUCCAGGAUGAGUGUGGGAAUAGAUAACUCCUUUCUCCUGUGAGAAUCUUCUGUCUCACAGUGAUGUGCAGGGAUUGAUUUGGAAACCAAACUAAAAAACAAAGCACUUUCUGUGUAGGCAUACUUAGUGUGGGCAGUACUAACAAAGUGGAAUUUUUGCAGUCACUUUUCAAGAAUGUAGCAAUUUGUCUUGUGAUAGUGUGAUAAAUGAUUCCAUCAUAGAUGAAUUGACAAGCUUGUGUUGGCAUUUUGGAUGGCGCUUAGAUAUUCUUACACUCAGUGCUUUGAAAUUAACAAGAAAAUACUACUAAUAACCCUUCUCUUCCUUGAUUCAUAACAAGAUCAGAAAGAAAACAGCUUAAUUUUGGCAUUGGCUUUUGUUUGUCAGUGAUGGUGCAGUCAUCCUAAACAUGUUCGUGAAACAGGAUACAGGUGGGUAGAAGCAGAGCAUGUUUGCUGGGGCUGCCUCGGCUCACACAGCCAAAUGUGUGGCAUGUGCGUAUUGACAAGGCUGAAGCAAGUGUUUUGAAAAUAAAUCCAUUUCUAUCCUACUUUAGGUUGAAACUGUUUUCAACAAUUUAGCCCAGUGUGUGGUAUUUAUAAGUAAUUAACACUACCUAAUACGAUUAGCGCACAAUUCGGAGGAGGGAAGGGAGAAGUGAAGGCAGGGAGAAGGCAGUGUGCUGGGAAGGGGCUCGUAGGCAAACCAUGUCAGCUAUUUUUAUCCUGUGCUUGUUCCUUCUCCCUCCCACAACUUUCCAUUGUACCAAAAUAGUUCAAAAUGUUUGUGGUUCAGGGCAACUGACAUCACUAAUUGUCCUGCUGUGUCUCGCUGAAUAUUUCUGUAAUGGGAGGUGAUUUCUUGUUCAGUGACAUCCACUGGGCUCUUGCUGUGCUACUUGGGAAGGACAAAAGGCACUGUGGGUCUGCACCAUCUUGUGCUCCGGCAAGGUGUGCCUGGGACAUGGGGCUUUGUGGGUAGCUCUUGCAUGCAUCUGAAAGCAUGGUGGAUGGGCUUUUGGAGAUCGUUCUUUCACCCGAGUGACCUGGCCCAGGACAGAGCAGGCUGCAGGGGACUCACCCAGCCAGGGCAGGCCCCAUCCUCAGCUCAGGCAGGCAGUUCCCUGUGUGCACAGAUAGUCAAGUUGCUUCUGGUAGGGGCUGCAAAGUUGAUCUUGUUUUGCUUGAAGCUCAGUCCCACUGCAAGCUGUCCAAUACCUCUGUCGAAGGCAUCUAACAGCCUGCUCUCCUUCUGGAGCUCAGGACUUGAAGCUACAUUCUGAAAAGAGGCUGUGUCUCUUGAGCAGACCUGUGCAGCCGGCAUGCCUCCAUUCCUUGGGAUAGUUGUCAGUUCAUUCGCUUGUAUGCGCUGCAGGAGUGUCACGAUCCUGGUGUGUUUAUGAAACCUCCUGAACCACAUACGGCGUGCUAGCUUAAUGAAGAAGAUGGCCUUUCUUCAUUCAGAGCUAUUUCACAACAUUGAGCCGUGUUUUGGUUACGUGCUCUACAUCCGGUGAAGUGGUAGCCAGAGGGGGAUGACUGCUAAAGUUCCUCUGAGUGUCGAAAUAACCCUGCGAGGUAUCUUGAGAGCCUACUGUAGGAUGGGCGUCUGCCUGAGGAUUAACAGCGUUUUCCUCUGUUUUAGGAGCAUGAGUGUCCUCCUUGUCUUCUUCUGGAAAUUCCUUGUGGACAAUUUAGAAUAGAUUUGAUUGUAAUGUGAAACUUCUGGAAUCAUGCACCCUUCUUUUAUCAUGUUUCUUUGGUAUGUGGCUGUUUCAGAGUAGGGCUUCCUCUAUGAUUUUAGCUACUGCUUGUUUCUGACUGGAAGAUGGUUUCACAUAUAAAUGCACCCAAAGUAUGAGCGUGCAGCAUUCAUCCUUCUGGGAGCUGACUACAAUUCCUGGCUUGUCUCUACUUCUUCUGUUAUAAUAGCCCAUUUUUUUUCUGGUACUGCUCUUUAUGGAGAAAGAAUCUAUUUCACACAUGAAGUUUUUAUCCACUACUCCGUGGUAUCUUCAACCGUCAGUGCACCCCGAGUAAAUUUAAAGCAGGGGGAAAAAAAAGUCCCCAGAAGAGCUUUUCUCUUUUGAUUCUUGAUGGUCAUUGCUGAGAGGUGCGCUGUUAGGAACGCAGUUUGCUGGUGGUAGUUGUCAUCUCCAUAAAUAGGUACGGCAAACUGUCUCAUUUCCUAUCAUAUAUCUUUUUCCUUGACUACACCGAAACUGAGUUUGAUAAAGUGUUUUUUUGCUGAGGAGUUCUUCCUAAUCUUUUUUCUUAAUCCCUGGUGCUGUGGGGCUCAACAGAAUCUUAAUGAAGACUUUGGCAAAUAGCUCCUAGAGAAGAUGAAACUCUUUCCUUUUAAGAUCUGCCAGCAUGUAGUCUCUGGAAAGAGCAAAGUAUCGGAUGUAUGGGUUAACCCUUUCCUUUUUGAAGAAAAACUGCUUGUCAGAAGUAUUGGAGCCCAUUCACAAUGGAGGUAGGUUGUUUGAGCUCGCCUGAAAAUGCUGCUCUGCUGAUUUUUCCAAGUUAAUUUCAUUCUGGUACUGAAGCCAGUGUAGAAGUGCUUUUGCCCAGACAACAGGGAUUGGCUGUAGCAGCUGCUCCCCAGGUGGAAGGAACAUCGUGGCUGUCUCCAAUUCCUUAUAUUCUUAAAAAAGGAAGAAUCAGCAGUGAGUGCAGCUGUCUGUCCUCAGGAAGGCAGAUAGAGACGAAGCAUAAAAGGCUUCUAACAGCUCCAUGUCUGAACAAAAUAAUCCCAGCAGGCCAUAGAGAGUUGGAGUUGAUUAAGAAAGGCAGCUUGGGAUUCUUCAUGGUGACUUCAACACUGAGACGCCAAGGGAGAUGACUCUGUGUCCUUGCUAGCUCCACUCACGCUAGAUACUUGCCAUGCUUGCUAUUGAUUCCAAUGUGACCACGUAUCCCAGAUUCAGAGCACCAAAGACUUCCAGAGGCGCGUGCUGAGAAUCAGCAGUUUGCAUUUGGCAAGAUGAGGGAAGGGAGGUUUUUGAAGUCGGUUGUUCUGCUUCCCGACUGUAUGAAGUCCUCAGUUACAACGUUACUACCCUUUUAUUCAGAACUAACAUGCAAAGGGAAGGAAUCAAGUUAGGGCUAGGGUUGAGAAUGAAGGGGAAUUGCGUUGUCUCAAGUGAAAUACUUGUUUUUCAACAUUCAGAGCCUGUCUUUGUGUCUAGUUACAUCAUCAGUUGUUGUAACGAGUCUGUGUACUGAUUUCUGUUACCAGCUUUCUAAGGAUUCCCACUGAUUUUUGAAGUGGGGACUUCGUAUUGAGAACUGAAUCACCCAGUGAUGGUAGGAAGCUGCUCUCUUGAGAGAGUUGCUCCCUCGUUAGCAAUCAUCUUUAAUUUCUUGACAGUGAAGCUACUAACGCAGCUGUGCACCAGUCAGCAGGGUUACCUCUUUACAAAGCCUCCGUGAUGUGCCUAAUGCUGCCAGGAACUGAAGCGAGCCGUGCAGGCUGUGUCUGAAGGGAGCUGGUCAUAACCACCCCUUGAUUUCAGGUGUGAUGCUGGGUUAGAAAGGCUACUGUAAAAGCACGUCUUCACAGCGUGUUUGGGUAGGAACCUCAGAUUCUAGUCUGUGCCAGUGUGAAUGGGGGAACUGCAAGUUCACACAGGCUGUUAAAGGUACUGCUUGCCGUUUGCGUGUGCAAUGAUUCGUCUUCCUUGACCCAUUCCUUGGUUGCACUUUCAGCAUUUAAUUAAAAGAAUGAAUUGAUAUUUCAGGAAGCCAUUGAAGGUAGCACUGCAGGUUUGAAUAUACGUUGUUGUUUCUUUGUGAUUGCCAAUGGAUCAGUAUGUGUCUAUAAGGGUGCUUCUACUUCAGCUUUUCCUUCUCCCUCGCGGUAUUCCGGAAAGUAAUAAAGCGGGGUCAGGAAUCGCUGCUGUCUCACGGGCUAAUUAACAGUGGUAGAUCUAACUGUACAAGUAAUUAAAAUAGUAUUCACCCUACUAUUUUUAUCAGCCAUUCAAACAUUCUUUGAAACAUUAUUCUGUGGGGCUCAUAUAUUGAAGAGAUGUCUUCUAUUGUACGUAAAACAAAAUUUCAGCACGGUGGGGAAAUGCUGAAGGGGCUGUGUGUUACUGAUGACAAAACCAAGCAGGCAGCGUUGCAUCACUCUCCUGCCGAGUUUAAAAAUUACCCAGUGGCUGGAUUAGCAAUGUUCUGUGUGCAUCUUUCGUUAAUGAAAGUCAGCUAAUGAAGAUAACGCUUCAAUUCCUUUUACCUCCAACUCUUCUCCUACGCGGUGAGGAGAUGCAGUUUGUGCCUUCUCACAAGGAAUUGCUUUUCCUUUAGCAAGACAGUUGUAUUAAGGCCAGAAGGUACUGUUCUGUUAUCACAAGACCUGAGGUGUGCCAGGAGGGGUUGGAUUUCCCUGAACUAACUUUCUUCUACGUAAAGAAAAAAGUCUAAGAGAAGUGUGAAGGGGUAAAAAAAAAUAAACCCAUUCUUGAUCCUUAAAGCUGCCAUUAGUGAGAAUUAACAGUGACCUGUGGUAACUUCUAGCAGUUGAAUAUCCUUCCUAAUGAAAACGCCAUACAUCACUUAACAUGUAAGCUGUGGCUUUUUCAAGCUUGAUACAGUGGAUCUGAAUUUCAGGUGGAGCUGCUGCUUCGUGUUGGUCUUUCUUUGCCCAACCUGUUCAUUAGCUAAUGAGCUCCUCACAGCUGUGUCUUGGUGCAACAAGCUGCACAUGUGUGCUAGCACAAAUACUUCAAGAAGUAGUUCACAGGUGCAGGCGUGCAAAAUUGUCUGUGAGUAGUGAAGACAAGCUAUAGUUUUUUCCCCUGCUAUGUAUCUAAGACUUUACUGAACUUGUUGUCACCGUUCCCAACAGCAGCAGCCAGCAUAGCCUUCCAACGCAAGGCACGUUUUGUGCCUCCAUCACAACUUGCCCGGUCCUGCCGGAAGUAACAAAGACAGCCCCUUGCUGUUCCUUGCCUCUGGGGAGCGGCGGUGAGAGCUCAGCUGUGAGCUGACAUGUCGCACCAUGCUGAGAGGUAUUUCUCUAUUGGGAGCGCUGACUCACAGCGAGCGUUCCCAUUAACUGCUUGGGGACUGCGUCUUGCAGCCCACAUUGCCACCUUUCGUACUGCUUGGUAUAGUUAUAAAAUAGACCUUAAAACCCUUUUGUGCUUUUAGAAAAGUUCAGAACUACAAAACUCAGUUGACAAUAAGUUGACAUUGUACGUACCUGUCCUCCAAAUCAUGGUAUGUGGGUAAGGUGGUGAGCUGGGCUUGCAUCUCUAACACACGUCCUUUACUGUAGAUUUUUGUUAAGAUAUGCCAGUACCUCAAUCUAGUUAGCACUGUGAGAUGGAUGAAUGUUUCUGUGGGCAAAGGGCUGUGAGGAAAGUCAAACAGUUGUGUACAAAGACAAACCUGUCUGCAGCCCGGUACUCCGAGCAGAGCAGGCUGUCUGCAGUUGUGUAUCUUGGGCUAUAUAGCAAGAAGGCUGAGCGCUAAAGCCAGGUUUCCAUGGUGAAAUAAUUCCUAGCUAUUAAAGCACAGUUCUACUCUGAAAAGCAACUCUGUGCGAGCUACGUUGUGAAGUCUCACAUUUACGAGGCCAGGAGGGUUCCAAAUCAAAUUUGCUCAGAGCAAUAGAAAAGAUACCUUUGCAAUCUGCCAGCUCUACGGUUUGGGUUGGAAGAUAACAAGUAGUGUCUUCAGUGGUUUGUGUGCUCUGCUGGUGAACUCCCUCCCUGCAAAGGUGGACCGAAAUGUACUGCGUGUGCUCUCCUGGGGAGAUAACAGGGUUGCAUCAGAAUAACCAGGGGGAGUGGUUGCUGCCAGAACUUGAAUGUAAUCAUAAUGCAGAAGUCAAAAUAAGUUUUAAGUGCAUUCCAAUGGAAGAUUGCGGCAGAGAAAGUAGCAACAAAAACAUAAAAAUCCCUGCUGAAGUCGAUCGGUAUGUCUGAAAGCACACAGGCAAUAGGUAUGUUAAUGAAGAAGUUUUCACGUUUUUACUGCAGUACAUUUUCUCUCACUUUGCAGAAUCUAAAAACUUGGGGAGAUACAGGCGUAUUUUGUUGUUGCUAAUUGGAUGGGUUUUGGUUUUUCCUUGUUCUUUGGAAAUGGUUUUUUUUUUUUUUUUUUUGGUCUCCAGAACUUCAAAUCGUGUUGAAAAAGCUAUUCUGAAUGUUGUAACUUCCUUGCAUUCAAAUUUUGGUGCACAUUACUUGUUCUCGUGGUUCUUUUUCACAGCUCCCUCUGCAGCAUACAGUAUCUGCCUUUGUCUGCUCUCAACUGAGAGCCCCUUUCCUCCUUUGCCUGUGUGUUCUAAUUGCAGAAACUCAAGCUAUGCUGUAGGUCUCUGCCUCAGGUGGAGAUAUCGGUCCAGUAUAAAACACACACACACACACACAGCUAUUUAUCUCUGCUGCCUUUAAAAGGACGUAACCGAUUCAGAUACAAAUCUUCAUAUAUGCAGGUAUCUGUGGUUAGGUGAGAUGAAUCCUAUUCCGGUAGGAAUAGGAUUGCUUUCUCUCUAUAUAUGUAGCAAACCACGCCAUGGAUGGUUAAGAAAGAAUUUGUGUUGCUACAAUAGGAAUGACCUUUUCCUCUAAGAGGGGAAAAAGUGUAUGGUAGCAUCCUGAUGGCUUUGAAGCUUGUGUGCCUGGGAACUAAAAUGCGCUGCAUGUUAACGAGACAAACCCCAGAACACAGGGCUCCAGCUUGUGUUUGCAGCUGAAGAAUUUCAGAAAGGGCCGGGCAGAGAUGCAGUUGGAGAGCUGCCCUGUGGAAUUUCACAGCAGAGCCUCUCUGCUCCCUUUGUGCCCCGUGUGCUCCCGAGGUUUGCUCUCAAAGUACCCUCCUGGGGGUGAGCUGCUGCAGCAGGGGAGAACACCGUGAGAGACGCGUUUCCAAGCAGCUCUUUGCUCUGUUUUGCUCAGGUUUGGGUUUGCUUUGUCAGCCAGCCAGAGCUCACCCGCACUUGGAGGGUUAUAAACAAGAAGAAAACACCCCAAUUCUGUCACACUCUGGCACCUAUGAUGCAGUGUUCUGCUCUAUGCUUUGUUCUAAACAUUGGGUACGUUAGUCGUUGCAACAUUCUGAAUCUGUGACCUACUGCAUCUCUUACAGCAGUCCUAAUUUGGCUCCAUACAGCUCUUGAGUAUAAACAUUAGGAAAGAUUUGUGUCUUUUUACUUUCCUAAUCCUCAGAUUACCAAAAGCCUGGACUGUACUGAAUCACUUAGGACAAGAAUUUUGCUGAGACUUAGCUUUGGCAUCUCAUGGUUUGGCUAUGUGAGGGCAUUUUUGUGUAUAAAGGUAGAAGAAGCAGUUCAAAAUGAAAAUGAACGGGAUAAGAUCACUUUCUGUCCUUCUGCUGGUGAAUGCUUCCUUCUAGAUUGCAUCCCUUGCUCCCAGAAGUAAUCUGCACUUGUACCAUGCGUGGUCAUGGGGCUCUGUCCCCAUCAGCCCCUCCCGUUUGCUCGCUGGAGGAGUGCUGGUCCUGUGUGAGGGUCCUGCAUGCAGGAGGCCCUCCUCAAAGGCAGAUGGAGAGCUCAGGUCCAGCCUCUGCUGUGGGGAGGAGUUCUGGCAGGUAUGCCUGGAGAAGAAGGGAAACUCUAGUCCAGCGUGUUUUUACCACAAGAAUGCACUCUGCGCAUUUUUGUAGUAUUAACCAAAUUGUUUGCAAGCCUGGCCAUGUCUCUGUAUUCCUUCUUCCCAGAGUUGCAUUAGAGAGAAAACAGGGAAGCCUGAGCAGAAGGGAAGGAGCAGCAGCAGUACCCAGCCAUCAGCAAGGACCUGACCGUCCCAGCGCUGCACUUCAGAAGGCGGUUACCGUGCGGCUGCCACGCUCUGAGGGGCAAACAGAGCUGACGCCAGGGGUUAGCAGGCAAAGGGUGCAGGAGAGAGAGGUGUGAGGUGGGCGGGGAUUCCUCCAGAAAUAAGGGAGAAGCCUGCUGUCCUGGAGACAGUACUGCAGGUGCCCUGUGUUCUCCUUGCUUUGCCAACAGCACCAGCUGGAACUUAGCUUGGGCCUACAGAAUUGUUCAGGGCUUUCCGCUGAGAAGCAGCAUUAUAAAAUAAUGUUAUGGCAUUUGUCAUCCUUAACAUGCCUGCCAUGCCUUGGCACCGACUGUUUUCAGCUCAGCAUCCGGAGGCUAAGCAAAGAUUCCCUUUUAAGGCAAAGAGCCACUAUGAGAAUCCAGGAGAAAAAGUUUCCCUGGCAUGUAGGGCACAUUCUUCUUUCCUCCUCCCCUUAAAUAAACUAUUAGUAACUUUUAAAAACAGAACAAAAAUGAAGAAGCAGGACCAGAAAUGCUGCCAAAGACAUUUUAUUCUGCGCAGCCUCCUUGGAGCUGCACCGUACGCCAGCCCUGGGACCAACCCGGGGCAGGAGCUGGGAGGAAUGGAGCUGAGGUCACAGGGGUCUGUCAGAUAACCUGGGCUGAGAGGCAGCACAGACAGUCUGAAAAUGCAGUAUCUUUCCUUCCUCAAGCCCUGGAGAGACGGUCUGACCACAGCAAUCUGUGAACAGUUGUGCUGCACGAUGCAGUGGCUUUGGGCUUGCAUUCUAAUACCUUACACGGUCGGCCUCCCUUCCCAUGCUGAUGUUUUUCUCUUUCCCAACCCUGAGUGUGUACGUGUACACCCAGGGUUUGUGGUCUGGCUGUGCUGGCAUGUGGCAUUUUGGGCUAAAGGCUUAGCACCGGUCUUGGUUAAAGCAGCUUGUGGGGACUGCUGAACGUUCCCCAGACAGAUACUGAACGUGUAUAGUUUUAAAGGCAAAGAGAAAUGCAAAUAUUCUCUCUCCGUUCCAACUAUACUUCUGUUACAGAUGAGGCUAAUUCCAAUUUUCUUGCAUCGUGUACAAAUAAAUAAAGAUGUUGAAUUCCCCAAGGGUGAUUUUAAGGUGACUGCAGCCUUUAAGCCUUCAGUCGUUGCACCCACCAGAGGGGAAAGGACUGUGGACCACUGUUGGAAAUAAGGAUGGCCGAGGUAGGAAAAUGGACAGCAUUUGUGGCUGUGGUGUAAAAGCUGGUGGUAGCCUGCUGCUUUGUUGUUCUUGGUGGGUGCUUGUCACUGGGAAUCAAAUCUUUGCUCUUAAAACUGUUUCCUUCCUGCUGUGAAUAGGUUCAAGGAAUAGGUUCAAGGCUCCCACAGUUACGCAGAACAUUCUUAUCCAGAAAUGAACUGAUAACUUCUUUCCAGUAAACCAUUGUGGGGAAAAAAAAAGAGAAGUAAACCUUAGAGCAGUUAGCCUGCUUCUCCUUAUGAAACACAUGGAUGGCCGAGAGCUUUGGUUUUCUACCCUUUGCAGAAGGGGAGCAUGUUAGAGGAGAAGAGCUUUUGUAUAUUUUAACGUGUUGUAUUUCCUCUUCUGUUCCACCCAGCCCCCUUAAUUCCUUACACUAAGAAGGGAAAAGGGGAGAAACUGCCAUGAAAAUACAACUAAAUCUGAGUUACAACCCCACGUUCACUGCAAAAUAGAAAAACCUCAAAUUGGUCAUAAGGACUGCCUGAAAGAUACUGUUCAAAGGUUGGCUUACCGCCCCUCUAAUUCUGUGUUGGCCUAUGUUUUAAGAAGCUACCCCCCAGCCUCAGAUCACCAAGAAAGUAGGUUUGGCAGGAGUACUUUGUAGUACUUGGGCUGUGGAGGCUGUUUUAAGACUUGACAUUUCAGAAAGAAAAGAAAAAAAAUACAGGAUGAAAACCAAAGGCAAAGAUAGCUUCAUAUAUCUGCUAACUUGGUAGUACAGAGGUAACUGUAGGUGAGGUGUAAUAUGGUGUUGCUGUUGGAGACUGUAAAUUCUCAAAAGACAGCUUUCCACAAAGACGUUGCAGUCGGUAUUGCGGCAUUUCAGCCCUAACACUUCAUGGCUUGUGAACCAUGCAGAUUGUGGAGCACAGAGUGGGUACUUGAAAGUAACCCCCCAUGGCCCCAUUAACCCUGCCUCUGCCAGGGGGUUGGAAGUAGAUGAUUUCUAAGGUCUCUUGCAACCAAAGCCAUUCUGUGAUUUUGUAACAUUCCGUGGGCAUCUUAUUUAUUUUAUCUUCCUUAACAGAGCAUUCUCUUUUUGUGCCACACUUGUAUGUGUUCCUAUGAACGCUGGGCUCUCACUGUGCUCUUGCCAGCACUGAGUAUGUCACACCUAGAUUGUCACAGGUGGGAAGCGCUUGUAAAUUCCUUGGGGAUUCCUAGGAUGGUACCAAUCAACCUGGAGUAAUAAAUGGCAUCGAUUAUUGAAAAAACAUUAGCCACCAAAUCAGUCUCUUCAUUGUGCAUGUUUCAUAAUGUGUGGCAGUUCUGAUCCUUGCAGACGUGAGGUGCCUUGUGCAUCCUAAAGCCUGCAAACGAGGAGCCAUUUGCCACCUAAAGCUUGCUGGACCUGUUUUGUUGAUUUUUCUAAUGGAGAUCAGCAUAUGUGAGACCUGACUGGAACCUGAAAUUGGUGCAAGAUCCAGAGGGCACGAAGUGGCUGGGCUUCGGUCUGCAGCUCUGGCUCCUCGCUGCAAUGGGGGUUUUUUGGUCGGGUUUUGGUUCUGUUGGUUUUUUUAAGCUUAUCCUUCCCAAGUUACUCCUGUGUGCGGUGCUUGUUUCUGGAAAUGAGCAAACAAAAAGCCUCCCAGCCUUGAAUAUGCCACAUAAAAAGGUGUACAGCAAGACAGCGGUUAUGGCAGAGUCGGACAGCUGGAAUCCUCAAUAGGUAGAGAUGAUUUUAAAAGGCAUGAUCAGUUUAAUUAACCACUGUUAUCUCUGCUGAGGUCAAACUUGUAAUAAGUAGGGCCCAUAUGACCAAAACCUUGGAUACCUGGUACGAUUGCAAAGUGAUGUGAGCUCAGUCAGGCUGGGGAGCGUGUCCACGCUGGUCCACGUGCUGUCCCUGACCCGUUUCCAGCUAAAUCAGACUGCUUCCCAUGUGCUUCAAUCAAAACAAACUGUAUCAGUUAAAUCAAAGCACAUCUUUAGUAUUUGUACCAUUAGUAAACUUUGAAUCUUAAAGACAGUUCUUGCUAUGAGUUGGGAAUAGUACUUCUCUCCUAUGGUUUUAAAACUAAUACCUGGAUAGUGCUUUGAAGAUUCUUCAAAGAAGGUUUUUUUUUCACCAAAAAACUAUCGGGCAUCUGAUCAAGAGAGAAAUGAGAGAGAUAAGGAAAGGAUCUUGAUUAACUGAGCGGGGAUAAUAAAGCAACCUGAGAAACUGGCAUUUGUACUUGAAUCUUAACAAGGCAGUUAGCCCAGGAAGAUGAUCGUGGCCCAGCAGGCCCAUUACUCACUGGGGUUAUCUUAUACCUCUCCUGCUCCAGUGAGAUCCAGGCAAGUUUCCAGCCGCUGUGUUUUCUCAGGUGAACACAAGGCUGGGCAUGGAAGCCCAGGCAGUAAUGAAUGUACUCAGGCUGAAGCUGGUUUGCUUAACCUUCUGUUAUGAUGCUUCAUGUGUGCCACCUCUCUUUCACCAUCCCUUUUCCUUCUCUGGGUCUUCUUCCUGGAUGUAACUUGGCCCAUGGCAUCUUAUAGGAGUGCCUAAAACCAAACCUAUCCUGAGACUUAUCUGAAGAAUUAAUUAGCACUCUGGUUUACCUGUCAAUAAAAACUGCUGAGUGCUGCCUCUCCUUGGCUUCCCUAAAGAUGUUCUUUCCUUGAUUAAUAGUCAAGCACCAAUAGUAAGGUUUUGACCGACCUCCCCAUACUGCCAUGUAACGGCCAUUUCUUCAGCUGCACUGGGACUACAUUGAUCUGGCAUACCACGUGCUAAGACGCGUUUAGCAGAAUUCUCAUUGUUGUUAAGGACAGAAAGACAGAGGUAAACACCAGUUGGGACUUCUGCCGGCUUUAGGAUGUGGGGUUUGUUUUCUUUUAGGAUACUGCCCUUCUUGUGGUCUUAUGACAUUGAGUUCCAUUUUCCAGUAAACGGACUACAGGUGAUGGAUUUGGGUGUUUCCUGAGUAGAACAAUGCAACUCUGCUGUUUUUGACACAUUUCCUUUCAUUGAAAGCAGGAUGAAUGAAUUGUUUCUGAAUGUGCUGCUUUAUGUUUGCUGCCAUAGUGUUCCCUUAUAAGGGUGUUUGGGACAGCUCAGAAAUGGUAAUGCAUUAUUUCUUGUAUUUAUGUACUUUAAAAUAUUGAAGAAGGCCUUUUGAAUGUAAACACUUUGCAGCACACAACAGUAGUAACGGUUGCUUCUCUUUGCGUGUUUGGAGUUGGUUCCAGGCAGGUGGUGGUUUCUUACAAGCCUUUGAAACAAUGGUGAACUUGGAGGGAAAGGAGAGCAGAAAGAAGCUAAGUUGUCAACUUCUUGCUUUUUAAUAAAUGUCUGAGCUUUGGUUUUAUGGAACACUACUGUUGCUUGUUGACUCUUGAUCAUAUGCCGUCAUGAUAAGAUGUUUUCUCUGUACUGUUGUAUGCUCCAGCUUUCUAAGUCUGAAAAGAAAGUGCUUUAGUAUUGACUAUUGUUGAUAGUUUCUAAGCUAAACCAAUGGUUUUGCAACCCAGACUGAGCAUGAUUAAAUUAAUUAGUGCUAGAAAGCCUGACAUUAUAACCAGGGCUCUGCCUGAGGAAAGAUGUGCAGUCCACUUCAGAACUCGGCAUUGUUAAAACUGGCAUAUAUUUUUGUUUGUAGUUACAGCGUUUGAGCCAUGUAAUAUCCCAACCAAACUGCACGCAGGUCAUGAAAAUCUGAUCGUAGAAACAAAUCCUGUGGUCUUGUUUUAAUGCUCAGCAGAUGCUAAAAGUUAAGAAGUUUGUGCUGCAGAUGAUGCUUUGACAUUCAGGUUUCAACUGCGUGAAUUAAAAACCCUUUCCUAUCGGUGAUCACGGGCCUCGCUGCAGGUUUUGUGAUGAUACCUGUGAGACGGGUUCUGUCUUAAACGGAGGCGAAGCUUUGGAAAGGGGCAGGGCAUGGCUUCCUUCAGGAAGCUUCUGUUUGAAAUGAUCCCGUUCCAGACUGAGGCAGUUGUGGAAAGACUUACCAUCUGUUGAAAGAUGCAAAGUGGCUGCAUGUCCUAAUCCAGCAGAGAACUGACGUCUGUGUGGAAAUGAGCUUGGGUGUGUUUUGGGUUUUCCUUUCUGGCACAAGGACUGCUCAUAGUCGUUUGUGUUAGCAAACUUGUGGGAAAGAUCUAGCGCUGAAUUUUGGUUUCUUUCCUUGAAAUGUCAAGAAGAUGCCGAAGUGAGAAUGAGGAAGUCCAAGGGAAAGCCAAAUGGUAAAAAGCCAGCGCCGGAAGAGAAGAAACUUUACCUAGAGCCAGAAUACACAAAAUCCAGAAUUACCGACUUUGAAUUUAAGGAGCUGGUGAUGCUACCACGAGAAAUAGACCUCAACGAGUGGCUCGCCAGCAACACAACAACUUUCUUUCAUCACAUCAACUUACAAUAUAGUACAAUCUCAGAAUUCUGUACAGGAGAGUCGUGUCAGACCAUGGCAGUGUGCAAUACACAGUACUACUGGUAUGACGAGCGGGGGAAGAAGAUCAAAUGCACUGCUCCUCAGUACGUUGACUUCGUCAUGAGCUCAGUGCAGAAACUUGUGACAGAUGAGGACGUCUUUCCAACAAAAUACGGCAAAGAAUUUCCGAACUCAUUUGAGUCCUUAGUGAAGAAGAUCUGCAAGUACCUGUUCCACGUGCUGGCCCAUAUCUACUCCUCACACUUUAAGGAGACUUUGGCACUGGAGCUGCACGGACACUUAAACACGCUCUACACACAUUUUAUCCUAUUCAUCAGGGAGUUCAACCUGGUGGACCUUAAAGAGACCACCAUCAUGGACGACCUCACAGAGGUCCUCUGCAGCAGCAGCGGAAGCAGCAGUAAUGGGAGCGGCAACGGGAGCAGCAACAGCGCAGGAGCACAGAACCACGUGAAAGAGAGAUGAGCCCUCCUACAGGAUCAAAACUAACAUUAAAAACAAUAUUAUAUAUUAUGUGUGUAUGUGUAUGUAUACGUUCAGAUAUACAUACAGGCAUAUACAGCUAUGAAAGCUGAAAGAAAUUAUGCUGCCACCACAGGACGUGUAGUCAUACGGGACUGUAUGGAGCUUUGGUUUAAUGCGCCACCUGGCGAGAAGUUGCACCAAUUUUAUUUUAUUUUCUGUCCACUCCUCCUUUUACCUAUUCAGAUGGAUGGUGAGUGCUGUUUUUAGAGAAGAGCCAAGCCUGAGAGUGGGGCCACUCUUAUUUCUUUGUUUUGUUUUGGUUGUUUUGGUUUUUCUUUCUUUGGUCUUGAGUGCAAGCCCUCCAUCUUCUGAGGAUGGUGGUCUUGCCAUUUUAAAAAUACCUAUUAUAUUAUAAGAAGUGACUUUUACUUUGAAGUGGCUUAAAAUGCAGAUUUGUUUGGGUUUCUGGGGGGGCGGGGUGGAUUUUUGGUUUGGUUUUACAUAGACUGCCCCUGACCCCUGCCAAAAACUUCCCAGUUGAGUGCAUCUUGCCCUUUGCUAGCUUGGAAUGGGAAGAAACUCCUGGCUUGACUAGAGUAGCAACUAGGGGCUUGCUACGUGUUGAGAGUGGGCAUGAUUCUCCAGUUGUUACAUCUACUUGGUCACAACAUGUGAAUGUGCAAGAGGAUCCACAAGCCUUUCUGCUUACUGCUCCUACAACAUAUAUGCUCUCUUCCCUGCUCCCUCCGCCUCCUCUUUUUAUUUAUAAAGAUGUGCCUGGGAAAAGAAUAAGAUCACCGGUCUAAAACCAAUGUGCGAGAGCCACCACCACGUGUUUCCCAUUGAAUGGAGGCCCGGGGAGGGAGGAGAAGGGCACACUGAGUCCGUCACCGCCUGUGCUAGAAAGAUGGCUGUUGGCAUAAAUUUAUAUUGUUGGCUUAUUUUAGUUCAUCUGUUCUAUAAUAAUAAAAACAAAUCUAUCAGCCAUGA
Molecule: messenger RNA, 15524 nt
Organism: Gallus gallus (chicken)
Lineage: Eukaryota; Metazoa; Chordata; Aves; Galliformes; Phasianidae
Gene: MOB2
Product: MOB kinase activator 2
Exons: 5
Coding region: 13839-14534 (231 amino acids)
Biological process (GO): signal transduction; positive regulation of protein phosphorylation
Cellular component (GO): cytoplasm; nucleus
Molecular function (GO): protein kinase activator activity
Source: RefSeq, a predicted model, not a curated record